Molecule: messenger RNA, 5364 nt
Organism: Trichomycterus rosablanca
Lineage: Eukaryota; Metazoa; Chordata; Actinopteri; Siluriformes; Trichomycteridae
Gene: adam10a
Product: ADAM metallopeptidase domain 10a
Exons: 16
Coding region: 63-2348 (761 amino acids)
Biological process (GO): Notch signaling pathway; membrane protein ectodomain proteolysis
Cellular component (GO): synaptic membrane; plasma membrane
Molecular function (GO): metalloendopeptidase activity involved in amyloid precursor protein catabolic process
Source: RefSeq, a predicted model, not a curated record
AACGCUCACUGAGAGAGAGAGUGUGUGAGGGUGUGGAUGUACCAGCUCUGAAUGUAUCCGACAUGGUGGUGAUUAAAACGCUUCUGUUAUUCUACUGUUUGACACAUUCACAAGGUCAGUAUGAGAAUCGGCUGAAUAAAUACAUUCGGCACUAUGAGGGAUUGUCCUAUGACACAGACGACCUGCACAGUAAGCACCAGCGAGCUAAAAGAGCUCUGUCCAAUGAGGACCGGUUCCUCCACCUGGAGUUCCACGCUCAUGGCAGACAUUUUAACUUGCGGAUGAAGAGGGACACGGCUUUGUUUGCUCCUGAUCUAAAGGUGGAGGUCUCUGGAGAGGAGCUGCAGUACGACACCUCACACAUUUACAGUGGAGAAUUAUACGGAGAACCAGGCAGUGUGACUCAUGGCUCUGUCAUUGAUGGCAAGUUUGAGGGAUUCAUACAGAGCCAUCAGGGAACGUACUACGUGGAGCCAGCUGAGCGAUACCUCAAAGAUCGGAAUGUGCCCCACCAUUCUGUCAUCUACCACGAGGACGACAUCGAUUAUCCUCAUAAGUAUGGCAGUGAAGGAGGCUGUGCUGAUAGCUCUGUCUUCGAGAGAAUGAAGAAGUACCAGGCAUCCGCAGUGGAAACGCCAGCUGAGGAAAAGGUUAAAGUGCACACACAUGAGGAGGAGGAGGAGGAAGGGCGAGCACAUGGGCCAGUGAUCCUGAGGAAAAAACGGGCAGCCGACACUGAGAAGAAUACCUGCCAGCUCUUUAUCCAGACAGACCACUUCUUCUUUAAAUACUAUAAAACCAGAGAGGCUGUCAUUGCACAGAUCUCCAGCCAUGUGAAGGCCAUCAACUCCAUCUAUCAGAGUACAGACUUCCAGGGCAUCCGCAACAUUGGCUUCAUGGUGAAGAGAAUCAAGAUCAACACCACAGAGGAUGAGAAAGACAAUUCAAACCCAUUCCGUUAUGCCAACAUCGGUGUGGAGAAGUUUCUAGAGCUGAACUCGGAGCAGAACCAUAAUGAUUACUGUCUGGCUUAUAUCUUCACCGACAGAGACUUUGAUGAUGGAGUUCUAGGGCUGGCAUGGGUCGGCGCUCCCUCAGGAAGCUCUGGUGGGAUCUGUGAGAGCAAUAAGGUUUACUCUGAUGGCAAGAAGAAGUCUCUUAACACUGGCAUCAUCACCGUGCAGAACUACGCCUCCCACGUUCCCCCUAAGGUUUCCCACAUCACCUUCGCCCAUGAGGUUGGACACAACUUUGGCUCUCCUCAUGACUCUGGAAGCGAGUGCACUCCUGGAGAGUCAAGUACUACUGAUAUGAAGGAGCGUGGAAACUACAUCAUGUACGCUAGAGCCACGUCCGGAGACAAGUUAAACAACAACAAGUUCUCCAUCUGCAGCAUCCGCAACAUCAGCCAAGUGUUGGAUAAGAAGAGAAGACAGUGCUUCGUGGAAUCUGGGCAGCCGAUCUGUGGAAACGGAUUAGUGGAGGCUGGAGAACAGUGUGAUUGUGGUUACAGUGAUCAGUGUAAGGACAGUUGCUGCCACAGUGCCAAUGAGCCUGAUGGCAAAAAGUGCAAACUGAAGCCUGGAGCCAAAUGCAGUCCCAGUCAGGGCCCGUGCUGUACACCUGAGUGUGAGUUUAAAGGAAAAGAUCAAAAGUGCAGGGAUGAGUCGGAGUGUGCUCAGCAGAAGAACUGCGACGGCAACACAGCUCAGUGCACCACGUCUGAGCCCAAAGCAAACUUAACGUCCUGCAACAGAGAAACACAAGUCUGCAUUAACGGGGUCUGUACUGGCUCGAUUUGUGAGCGCUUUGGGUUGCAGAUCUGUACGUGUGUCAGUAAAGAUGGGAAGGAUGAGACAGAACUGUGUCACGUCUGCUGCAUGGAGAAGAAUCAGCCCAACACAUGCAAAAGUACAGGCUCAACUGAAUGGUCACAAUUCUUUCAAAAUAAGGUACGCACCCUGCAGCCCGGUUCUCCCUGCAACGACUAUAAAGGCUACUGUGACGUGUUUAUGAAGUGCAGGCUGGUGGAUGCAGACGGACCGCUGGCCAGACUCAAGAAAGCCAUCUUCAACCCUGUGCUGUACGAGAACAUCGCGGAGUGGAUAGUGCAUUACUGGUGGGCUGUGCUGUUAAUGGGCAUAGCCCUCAUCUUGCUCAUGGCUGGAUUCAUCAAGAUCUGUAGUGUACACACGCCAAGCAGUAACCCCAAACUACCCCCUCCGAGACCAUUGCCAGGUACGUUAAAGAGAAGGAGAGCUCAGGGGCAGAGUUCACAGCCUCAGCCUCAGCGUUCAAACCAUCGCCAGCCUAGAGAUACCUAUCAGAUGGGUCAGAUGCGCCACUGAGCGUCAGUCUCUGCCUUGGUUCUAGCUAGUGCCUACAACAGGAUGCACUUCACUCCAAAGAGUCACUGAACCAAUCAAUAAAACCUGUACACAAACGUAAACCUGAAUAAAGGAACCAGAUCUGCUUCGGCGGGCCUAAAACUGACUUGGCUAACAAGAAUGAAGCCACUGCUCUAACAGUAACGGAAUCUGUCCUUUCUCGAGGAGAAGAAAAGAAUCACUAUUUUAAUCUCUGUUCUGAGUUUUGCUCAGUUUUGUACCCCCUCUCUUCUUUCCCUGGGUUUUUCUCUGAGCUACAUACCCCAGGGUUUGCCUCUCUGUUUGAUUCCUAUUCAUUUUUCACUCCUGCUUUCUUACACUGCUUUUUGCAAGGAGACAUGAUUAAAAAAUAGUAGAUUCUGCAGCCAGUCGAGGAAAGACUGCGUGAGUGAGAAGUCCUUUCACAGAGACAUCAUUGAAAAUAAUGUUAAAUGAAAAGUUAUACCACUGCAAGCUUUUUUUAAAUUCACCGUUUCCCCCCCAGUACGGUUUUUCUCAUUAUAGUUUUUGUGGUUCCUACAUGAACAUUUUCUUGAUGUUAAAUAAAGGUUAUUUAAUAACUUCAUUGACACUCAGGACAAAUUACAAAGCCCAGCACAUAGCAUGUUAGAGAGAUGAAUGAAAUGCCUAAUUAUAAGGAUAUCAUUUUUAUUCUGACACCACCUGUCUCCAAUUCUGUUCUGUUCCAUUCUGUUCAUGAUAAAUACAAUUUUUUUUGAGCAUACACAUAGUGUUGAUUUGAAGUGGUGUGGUUUAGAUUAAGUGAAAUGUACAGAUCCUGGCAAAAAGAGAGCAAGUAAGAGGGAGAGAAAGUCAGACUUGUGUGAAUGGGUUGCAUAUUAUUGUAAAAGGUUUUUUAUAGGGUUUGAGGCAUCUUUUUGGUUCUUAAUUUCCAUGUCAUGUUUAGAGCUUUGAGUCAGUGUCAGCUAUCAGAUCAGCCACUAGAGGAGAAGGAAGCAUUGUACUUCUGUCCCACCCGGAGAGCUUAAGCAAGGGCAAAAAGAAAGGUAUGCUAGACAUAGAGUUUCCCGCUCCACAGUUAUGAUCACAAGGUGCCAGAUUGAUUGCAUUUCUACCGGGUUUAAAGCUGGUGGUUGUAGGUUUAGAGUCAGCAAUAAUUCAUAUUUUUUUUAUAUUUAACUGUCCCACAGUUCCUCUGGUUUAAAAGCCAUCAGUGAUUCCUUUUUGCUAACCUGCUCACAUUUACUUUGGUUUAAAGAACAAUUAUUUUUGCAAACAAGACCACAGUUCAGCUUAUUUGUUCCUGUUUUUGCAAAGCAGCCUGCAUUUUCUCAGGUUUGAGAGAUACAGCAUAUAAACAUAUCUUUAUAAACAACAUAUAUACAAUGAGGGUUGCAUGUCUUUAAUGCUUUUAGCUGAUCAUGUAGCUGCUCAUAUGAUCUAUUCUUACUUUAUUUGUAUUAAGGGCAACAAAACCCCACAAACCCUUAUUAUAACAAAUUUUCAGUUCGAAACCUUUUCAGCUGUCUGGUUUUAGGACUGAGCAGAUUUUGUGAGCUGAGAACCAGCUUUUUUGUGGUGCAUAUGUGGCACCGCCUCUGGCUUCUUGUUGGUAGAAAAAAGGUUCACAGAGCUAGUUGAUCAAUUUAAUAAUUGCGCUGAUUAGAGGAAACAACAACUACGAGGACUAAUAAAGUAAUAAUGUUAAAAAGAAGAAAGAUAAGAAAGGCAAGUAAAGAAAACAAACAGGACCUAUUAAUUAUAUUAGAAAUGGAACAACAUGGACAAUUAGCAAUUUCUGCUUAGUUCACAUUUUGAGGAGUAUUGUGAAAAGUUGUGUCAUCAUUCAAUGCCACAUAACUGCAUUUAAGAGGAUAAUUUAGUUGUGUUUUUUUAAAUAAAACUUGUCAUGAUGUAAUAAAACUUUUAGACAUAAGAUCUGGUUCCACAAGACUGCUAUCACUAUAUCUACAUUAAACUACACUCACCCGGGUACUUCUUACUGUCGACCAACACAAGUUUCCCUGCAUAUAACAUCCACUGUUCAAACGCACAUCUACUACGCUACAUGAUUUACUGCUAAGCUUUUUUUUAAAGGAAAAGACUCAGCUCAAAAAUGUAAGAGCUUGUUGUUUGUCGGCUUAGUGCAAAACUAACAGUGAUCACGACUUUUAGGUUUUGUCAGCAUUUUGUUUUUGAGUAGUCUCUGAACUCUUUGGCCGCACAUUAUUUUCAUGUUUACUCUGUCUGGAACAAAAAUAUCCACCCCCUGAUUGCAGAAUGCAGAACUCAUUUUGAUUUACUGAGUAAAAUCACUUAAUCCACUUUUUUUCUUUUGCUUGGUGGUAGUUCUUUUGCUGGACACAAUUGUUUAUCGGGGCCUAAUGUGCCAUAAUGUUUCAUAGCUGAGCAGUGAUGUACAACUCCAGUCAAGGACUGGAGUUUAUGGUUUAUAGCCUUUUGAAGUACCCAGUCAAAUAAAGCUACCUCCAAAAUCCUUUUAAAUGUACACACAGACAAUUAGGGUAUGUUUUCUUGGUGGCCGUGGCCUUGCUGUCAGUCCUGCAGUGGGAAAUAUAUGCAAGGGAUAUGCUUAUUUCUCUAGGUGUUCUCUAAUGCGUAAGGUCCUGAUCCGAGCUGAUUUAAGUGUAUCUAAUCAUUCUUGUCUGUUCAUCUGUGGUAAUUUGGUGUAGGAAGGGUAAAUGUGGCAUAGGGGGCUUUUAAUUUCAGUAUGCCUCUUCUUCAUGUAUUGCUUUAACAGUUAAUGCACUGAUUUUAAUGCAACAUGUAAGAGAAUUAAAAUGGAAAAAUGUUGUAAUGGUGUUUGAUUUUAAAAGCUGACGUGUUUAAUACAGUAUAUAUGAUUUUUUUUUUUUUUUUAGCUUAUUUCUGUUUUACUCUUUCUUUAUUUGCGCUCACUUUGAAAUUUUUUUACUAAAAACUGCAAAAAGUAUUGUGCAAAGAUAUGUCGUUUUUAAAGUACUUGAAAUGCAUUAAUAAAAACUGAUUUUAUUAA